GCUUCAGUGGCAUGUGCUUGAUUUUAAGAAAAUCAGAACUCUUCAGGUUAGCACUAGGAGUACUCACCAUGUUUAUUUUAUGUUUACCUGAGUUUUUCAAAGUCCAUGAAGCUAACACUGUAGUCGUAUCGUGCAUGGAUACCUGUUCAUUAAAUAGCACCACCUUUCCACUUUGUACUUUUAAUAAUUCUUGCAAAAGAUCGCUGCAACAAAAAAGAAAAAAUCAGAUUGUGUUACUGAAGACCAUUGUAAAUCAUUCAAAUUUCCAAAAUAUUCCAUGUAUUUGCCUGUCCUCUAGUAGGGAACAAAAGUCAAAUACUCAGUACUCAGAGUCUGAAUCCAGCAGAGAUGUGAAUGUUGAUCAUCAAGAAUCAAGAUCAAUAGAUAAAAAAACAAAAGACUCAUCUGAAGUGAACACAGAAGAUGCUAUUUCUUUUUAUAAAUAUUUUAAUUUCACCAUGCUUCAUGCGAAUGAAGAAGUAGAGCAUAGUACCCACUACAUUCUGGAAAUCCACAUCAACAGCUCCAUAGUCAGAGGAAGAAGUGCAGCUGAAGAAUACCUAAAUCACUCUUGUCUAAUGGCUAUGAUCAAUGACCAAAACGGCUGUAUGAAUAUUUCACUUCAACUGAAGUCUUAUGUGGAAUAUCCAAUGUGUAUGACGAAGAUCAUUUGGCUCAGUAUGAUUCCAGUUGUUAUUGUCUUGACUGUUUCAGUUGUCAUCUACAAAAUAGUCCAAGAAAAUGGCCAAAACUAUUGUAAGCACAGAGGAACAGCAACAUUUUCUACUGAUCAAGGGAAAAGUGGUUCCAGACUUGAUAUAAGAACCAUUUCUGCUACUAAAGUUCAUCUAUUUCCUGUGAAGGCCAACGAGCAACCGAUUCCACUUACUGCACAUAAGAUACUGCCCAUAAUUCCUGAACAAGAACACUGUCAUCUGAGUACAUCAAGUAUUGAAGGUGGUACCAUAUGAAAUACAAUUUCUAUUGCAUGAAAGAAAGAAACAAUACACCACAGAAGACAGCAUCUCUAUUUCCAGUUUGGGAACUCUGUUAUCCAUCUUUUUAGGAGAAUGCCAGCUGUGCAGUUUAGUUGAGAAACUUCAUUUUAUCUAACAGAACUACUUGGUAUUAAGAAAAUAUGAAUAAUGGACG
This is a messenger RNA of Lagopus leucura (white-tailed ptarmigan), 1152 nucleotides long. RefSeq names its product transmembrane protein 156 (gene TMEM156). The record is from RefSeq and is a predicted model, not a curated record. The coding region runs from base 12 to 971 and encodes 319 amino acids. NCBI's taxonomy places the organism in Eukaryota, Metazoa, Chordata, Aves, Galliformes, Phasianidae. The transcript has 7 exons.